AUGAUCAUUGGGGGACUCAAAAUCCUUCAAGUCCCAAUGAUAAAGUGCACUAAAGUGUCUAUUACGAGGGAAAAACGCACCUGGGAUUAUGUUCCGGAGGGAGUCAUUUCGUUCAGCGAUGAAGAUGCCGAAGGCAUUGUACAGCCUCACAACAAUGUGCUGAUUGAUUCAGGUAGCUUGGCCAACAUCAUCAGAUCAAGGGUCGUAGAGCAAUUAGGGUUAAAGGAUCAAAUUGUACCGGCAAUCGGGGUAUUUAAAGGAUUUAACAUGGCAUGUGAGACCACGAAAAGAGACAUAACUCUAUCGGUAAACACUGUCGGGACAAUCCAAGAAACGACAAUCUAUGUGAUCGAAGGGGAUAUGAGUUACAACGCUUUAUUAGGAAGGCCAUGGGUCCACAACAUGAGGGCGGUACCUUCGACCUUACAGCAGGCACUGAAAUUUCCCACACCGAGGGGAGUUAAAAGGGUCUACGGAGAGCAGUCGGCCGCAAGGGAAAUGUUUGUUAUCGAUGGAGUGAUCCCGUUGCCCAUAGUUUCGACGUUGAGGAGCGCCACUGACCCAAAAGGAAGAGAUUAA
Molecule: messenger RNA, 579 nt
Organism: Nicotiana tabacum (common tobacco)
Lineage: Eukaryota; Viridiplantae; Streptophyta; Magnoliopsida; Solanales; Solanaceae
Source: RefSeq, a predicted model, not a curated record